CGUUAAUCAAAACAAAUUUUUACUGACAGUUGAACAGCUGAUAUUAGCACGCCGUCCGCAAAGAAAUCACAAUAGGUACAUAUAUAUAUAAAAAGUGUGAUACAAAUGUUUGUGCUCGCCGAAUUGAAAGAUACCAUACGAAUAGCACCUGAUCAAUUUCAUUUGAAAUUGGUGGAAGCAAUACGAGACGAAAUCAAUCGAAAAUUAGCAAAUAAAGUGCUAUUAAAUCUUGGUCUCUGUAUUGCUCUCAAAGACAUCGUAUCGCUGAAAGACUCCAUUAUUCUACCUGGUGAUGGAGCAUCACACACCGAAGUGCUUUUUCGCUAUAUCGUUUUUCGUCCUACUAUCGGUAGCAUACUCACAGGUAAAAUACGCAGCUGUAGCCGUGAAGGUGUACACGUGACAUUGGGCUUCUUCGAUGAUAUACUCAUACCACCGUCCGCUUUGCAACAUCCCUCACGUUUUGAGGAAGCCGAACAGGCUUGGGUAUGGGAAUACCCACUUGAAGAUGGUGCCAAGCAUGAUUUAUUCAUGGAUAUAGGAGAACCUAUUAAAUUUCGGGUAUCACGUGAAAUUUUCGAAGAAAGUUCACCAAUAGGACCACCCAAGGCAGAUACACAGCAAGCCAGUAGCUCAGCAGCGGCGACGGCGGCAGUAGCCGCUUCCACACAGCAAACUGAAGUAAAGACACCCUAUAGAAUAGUGGCGGCAAUUAAUGAAUCUGGUCUAGGCGUGUUGUCUUGGUGGGAUCAACAAAAUCAGGUUGGAGAAGAAGGUGACGAAAAUGAAGAUGAAGACAAUGCGGAAUAUGAAAAUGACGAAGAUGGCGAAGGCGCAUAUGAAGAAUGAAAUAAAUAUUUUUACAUAAAAGAUCAAAAAA
Molecule: messenger RNA, 880 nt
Organism: Ceratitis capitata (Mediterranean fruit fly)
Lineage: Eukaryota; Metazoa; Arthropoda; Insecta; Diptera; Tephritidae
Gene: Polr3H
Product: DNA-directed RNA polymerase III subunit RPC8
Exons: 4
Coding region: 106-849 (247 amino acids)
Biological process (GO): transcription initiation at RNA polymerase III promoter; DNA-templated transcription
Cellular component (GO): RNA polymerase III complex
Source: RefSeq, a predicted model, not a curated record